UAUAGAAUAGAAAGAAGAACAAAGGCCACCGAAAUUAUAGUUAUAGGUAGACUGGUAGAAAUCAAAUAUAGAGAGAUAGAAGCAACCACGCAAGAGGCCACAAAGCACAAACCCUAGGCUUUAGGUUUUCGAUUAGAUUCUCUCUUCCUUUUUCUCGCUUUGCUUUUCUAGUUCUUUCUUGGCGUUCACACCAUACCGCUUCUCCAAAAAGUAGCUUCCAGAGCUUGACCAAGCCAAAACCAAACUCGACCGCUUCUCUUUCGCUCUCUCUCUAUCUAUAGGUAAUUUCUCGCUAGCUCCGAUUGUAUCGUUUUGUGAAUCUAUUUCUGGUCAGCGUUAGCGUGUUGAUUUUUCCUAAUCUCAGGUAAAUUACUACUUUUUAUCCCGUCCAGGAACAGUCUACAUAGCUUAAAGAAAAUUUCAGGCAGAUGCAAUUGUGUGUAUUGCCGUGCAGGAAUUGAAAGCAACUUUAGCAAUUUAAAGCAAGAAAUUGUUUUUGGGUUAAGAUAGAGAGAAGGAUUAUAAGUUUCGCCAAUCUUGUAGCUAUGCCUGUAUCUGGAGACAAAGAGACUGGGGUUAAACCUAUUUCCCGGCAGUCUAGUGAUUAUAUUGCAGGUGUUCCUAUCAAGAAGAGGAGGUUCCUAUUGUACCGUCCUCCUUCACCUCCACCUGAAGAACCAUCUGCGGUUCCUGCAGAGAAUGAUUCGCUAAAGCUGGAACAAUCUAGCCCCUCUCAGGGGUCAGCUAUAUCAAAUGCUAGUGUUGUAACCAGUUCUGGUAUAUCUGAUGCAAACAACAAACCUGUAUCUGAGGAAUAUAAAGGCAGUUCUGAUGUUAUGAGUGUUACUGUAGCCCAAAGCAAUCCCAACUACUCUACAGUCAAAGUUGAGGAACCAAGCAAAACUUACUCUGGUUCCUUGGAUGACAUGGAAAGCAAAGACAAGCUUGUCGCGGCCGAAAAAUCUGCAAGCCUGGUAACUUUGGGAAAAUCAAAGUUGCAGUCAUCACCAAAUGAAGCACUUGCACUUAAGUUGGGGAAAGAGUUAUAUAGCAAAGAAAAAGCUGAAGGGAAGUGUAAAGCUGAAAUUCCUAUUGUUGCGGGAAAUACUGACUUGACAUUAGGAUUAAAGGAACAUGUUUUUCCAGCUUUAACAGGUCAAAACCAUAAUGUGAGAGGCCAGAAUCAAGAUAGUUUAGAACCUGGUUCACUGAAUUUGUCUUUAAGCAAGGGAAAUAACGACAUUCAGUGUAAAAAGGAUGAGGUUGAGUUGAAAAAUGGUGCACAGCAAUGUGGUAAUAGGGCAAACUGGGAUCUGAAUACUACAAUGGAUGCAUGGGAAGGUUCUGCAAGUGAGGCAGCUGCAGUAGGUCAAGUGUCUGCUGGUGGGUUUAAUACUACUGAUGGUACACAUGAUAUCAAACCUUUGCUAUGCACAACUGGGACGAUUGGCACUGUUAUACCUUCUAAACAAAAGGGCCUUGUAGCCAGUGAGAACAUAGCCAAAUUGACCUCGUCCAAACUGCCUAUUCAACAAUUAAGAUUGUUUGGCAUAGACCCUCUUCAUUUAGGCCUUAGUCCUUCUAGCCUUCAGCAACAGGUAAGCCUGGAACCGUCCUUAUCUAGCAAAGAAGAUUCUGGCAGGAUUUUCCCCAAUAUAAUCUUGCAAAGAUCAGUGGUGCCACCUGGCAAUUUGAACAGGGUUAAUUAUAGGACUGUGAAAUCAGAACCAUUUGACGAGAGCAACAAAUUAGUGAAUAGAACAACUAUAGCCAAUAAUCUUGGAUUAUUAGAUAAUAGGACAGUAAAGCGUGAAUUAGCUGAGCAGUUCAGUUUUGAUAAGGUUUCAAAUAUUAGCGCCAUGAGAGUAGUUGGUCCUGCAUCCAUAAAAAUGGAACCAGUUCACAGGGGUAAUGUGGAAGCCCCCAAUACAUUAGAGGGGACAUCUAGACAAGUAGAUAAACAGGUGCUACUGGGUUUGAAUGAUCAUUCUCCUGCCAUGGCAAUCCCUGAAAGUGCACUGUUGUCCUGCCCCGCAGGAGAGCCUUCUUGUUCAACAGAAUUGACUAUAGCCACGGAUGUUGGAAACCACGGAGAACAGUCCACCUACACCAAAGAGGCCCAUAUUAAUGGGGAGGUUGUACCUCAGGAAGCAUGUGAAAGGGUGCAGCAGGUUGCUUCAGAAACAGCUGCCAUCUCUGUGGGUCAUGAUGGUAUAGAAUCAAGUACUUCUUGUAUGAUGGGUACUGUAAGAGCUGAAGAUGGAAAUGCUGAUGAUCCUGAGCAGUGCAGAUUGAAAUCCAUAAAUGAACAGCCCCCUGAUAUGCGAGGAAGCGAAGGUUGUGUAAGUGAUGAGGAAAAAAUCAAUAUAUCAGCUGAUAUGCUAGAAGAAGAUUCUUAUGGUUCUGAUUAUGACUCGGAUGGCAAUCAUCCUUUACCUAAGGCUAUGGAUACAGAACAAGGUGGAGAAGAAGAUUAUGAAGAUGGUGAGGUCCGAGAACCUCUACUGCAAACUGCAGUCGAGGAUCCCAUAUGUGAGAAACAGGAAGUUGAACAUGUUGAUCAUGGUGACUCUGAUAAUAACAAGAUGGACAUUGUGGGUCAGCAUGGUGAUGAUCAUCCAUCUUCAUCCCAUGUUGAGGAAAAAGAUGCUAAAGAAGAUCCUGGGCAAACAAAUAACAAAGAAAGUAGUGAUUGUGUCGACACAUCGAAGGAGGUAUAUGAUAACGGUGAUACUAAUCUUACAUGUUUGCAGGAAUCAUUGACAGAUGAAAAACCAGCCAGUGGAGCUGACAUUAAGAGGCCCAUUAUGGCCUUUAGAAGAAAUUCACUUGAUCAGUCAGGCAGUACUGGUUUCCCUGAAGAACAGGAGGCAGAAUUAUCAUUGGAGCGAACCACUGAAGGAAUGCAAGCUACUACUUCUACUUUUACUUUUACUCAGGGUUUAGAUGACAAUGUUAACAAUUUUGACUUAGUGGAGGAGAAAGAUACUAUGACAAUGAUGGAAGCAUCUGCAAGUGGUGAUGAUGCAGCUAAAGAUGUUAAUAGUGGUGGUAAUCGGAGCCGCAUUAUUAAUUUGUCUCGAGCUUCUAACGUAUCACCUCCUGGUAAUACAAGAUAUAUUUCAGACAGGUCAUUGGCAUCACUACCUGGAAGAGAGAGAUUACUCGAUGUACCGCUAGAGGGAGAUAAAUUUUAUCCCCGAGGGAGAGAUGAAUUAUACAUAGAUGGUUCCCACAAAUUUUCAAGAGAGAGGCAUCAAGAUCAGUCACCCAGAAAUUCUAGAUUAAAUUUUGUGCGCGGCAGAGGGAGGAUUACUGGUAGGUUAGACCCUUUACGUAGGGACUGGGAUUCUGACCGUGAUUUUGCUUCAGAAUUUUAUAACGGCCCAUCAGAGUUUCGUUUCCCAAGAAAUAAAUAUGCAUCUGCUGUUGUUGAUGCAGACCUUGAAUAUAACAGUUAUAAUAUUGCACCUGAUGGACCUUUUAUUGGUACUGGUCGGGGAGGGAGGAAGCAUUUAGAUGAUGAGGGAGCAAUGUUUCGCCAUAUGUCCUCAAGAGGGCGGUCUCCUGGAGGGAGAAAUGGGCUUGCUGCACGUGGCGGGGCACAAAUGAUUCACAGAGGUCCAAGAAUGAGUGAAGAUGGUUCUGAAGUGGUUGGGCUGAGGCAUAGUGAGAAGUUUAUGAGUGUUUUUCCUGAUGAUAACAUGGAUCCGAUGUUUACACGCCCCCAACCUGCAUAUGAGGGAGUAGAUGCUCAUUUUGCCCGAGGUGGUAGGAACUUCUCUUCUGUUCAGAGAAGGGGUCUUCCUCGAAUUCAUUCAAAAUCUCCAAUGAGAUCCAGAUCUCGUUCUCCUGUUCAAUGGUCACCUCCAAGGAGAAGAUCCCAAGAUGGAUUUGGUGGACAUCCAGAAUUGCCUCAUCGACGAUCUCCAAUUUACAGGGUGGAGAGGAUGAGGUCUCCUGAUCGCCCCUGUUUCCCUCCAAUCAUGGUUAGAAGGAAUGGCUCCCCACCAUAUAUGUCCCGACCAUCUAAUGAUUUGAGGGAUAUAAAUUCUGGACGGGACCAUGGUCAUCCGAGAUCUGUCAUUCCCAAUAGGAGUUCAUCUGGUCGGAUUUUAUACAGAAACAGGAGAUUUGAUGUUAUAGAUCCCCAGGAAAGGACAGAUGGUGAUGAGUUCUUUGGGGGGCCCAUGCAUGCUCGACAUGAGCUUGGUGUUGAUCCAAAUGGUGAUGAGAGAAGAAGGUUUGGUGAGAGACGGGGACCUGUCCGUUCAUUUAGGCAGCCAUACAAUGGUGCUAAUGGUGAGAAUUUCCAUCUUAAUUCAGAGGAUGGGCCUAGGCCUUUUAGGUUCUGUCCAGAAGACAAUCCUGAGUUCCAUGAAAGAGGCAACUUGAGGGAUAGGGAGUUUGACCGCAGGAUUAAGAACCGGCCAGGAAAUGCCCCUAGAAGAACAAGAAGUAUCGAAGAGCAGGAAGCAAAUUUCAGGCAACCAUGGCAUGAUGCUGGGUUUGAUGAGAUCUCCAGAGUAAAGAGAAAGAGGGAUUUCAGAUGUGAAAUUUAAGUGGAGUUAGGGACUUGUAGACAGAGCUAGUGUUGGCAAUUUACAGUGAUCAGGAACAUUUUAUUUGCUCAAAGCACAAAGGAGAUUGCUGUUCUGUUUGCUGAUGUAAUCAAGUUAUGGCAGGAACAUAUGACGCUGGCUUUGCAUUUUGGUUACGUUUGGUUCAGGACUGGAUCCUCAUGUACAUAGCUGGGUUCUUCUGGUACCAUUGUGGCUAAGUCAUCAUGAAACUUGUAUUAGUGAUUCCUACUAUUUUGGGCACCAGGGUCAGUGUCAGUUUUUAUUUACUGAGUUUUUUACUGCAUAAAAAAACCAAGGAAGUGAUUCUGUGACUUCUUCAGUGGAGAUUACCCUUAAGUAUCAUAAAGUAUCUUCAACUGUUGACUUCGGUGCAUGGUGGCCAAGAGCAGGGAGGUAUACAUUUAAAGAAAUAUAAGGGCCUAUUGAUGCAGUUUCUGCCAUGGCACAGAAGCUUCUAUGAAGUCCCUUAUGCGAUCUACUUCAGUUUAAAUAUAGAAAAAAGGAAAUUUGCAGGCUUUUAUGCAGCUUCUGUAUAAUUUUAAGCUUAUAGCUGGUUCGAGUUUAAUUGAAGGCAAUGGAUGAUUAAUUCUGUCCUGGAGUGGACUCUUCUGAUAUCUUCAGCUAAUUCUUGAAUGGAUGGCUGGCCAUGUAAACAUUGUCUAUGAAAAAAAAGUGUUCUUAUUGGCUAGGUUGGCGAGAUGGAGCUACCACACUUUUUACCUCAUUCCAAGUCUUAUCUAAUAUCUUCCAGCUAGAGGUUAGUUGUUUUUAUGUUGAUUGCUCUCAAGAAAGAGAGUCUUGAAUCUUCUUGGGCACUUUUCAUCAUUGUUUCUGCUCCGUUUAUAGCUUCUAUGUGUGACUGUUUAUCACUGGAAAGACAGUUGAGUGCCUUAUGUUUGUGUUGGUGCCCUGCUGAGUGCUUCCACUUGACAAUUGUUGGACAGUGAGUCUAUUUCAAAGUUAGUUAGCUGGUGGGAAGUAUUAGGGGUUUCAUCUGUUCAAGUUGAAGAACACAGUCAAUGUAUUACAUUAUUUUGAUCCUCCACGUUUGUUGGUACCUUGUAUAGCAUGCGGUACUAAAAGACUGUUGGAAUGAAUAGGUUGGAGAUUUUAAAUAA
This is a messenger RNA of Quercus robur (English oak), 5701 nucleotides long. RefSeq lists its product as uncharacterized. Lineage: Eukaryota; Viridiplantae; Streptophyta; Magnoliopsida; Fagales; Fagaceae. The transcript has 5 exons. The coding region runs from base 546 to 4562 and encodes 1338 amino acids. The record is from RefSeq and is a predicted model, not a curated record.